AUGAACACAGUUCCUUCUUCUACUACGAUCCUUCUUCAUUCACGCCCUUUUUUCAAAUUCAAUAAACCAUUUCGUAACAAUUCACAUCCCUCCUUCCAAAUUCUUGAACUCAAACGCAACUUCAAUUUCAAAAGUGAUUAUAGAAAAAGUUCUUGCAAAGCGGUCUUCUCCGACGAGGCACCUUUCGCCGCCGCGAUUGGUGCUUGUAUGCUCACGUCUUUGGUUUUUCCGAUACCUGUUGCCACCGAAGAAGAGGAAGAAUCGGCUAUCACUUCAACGGAUACUAGGUUGGCAGUUAUGGGAAUAAUGAGUUUCAUUCCGUACUUCAAUUGGCUUAGUUGGAUUUUUGCGUGGAUUGAUACUGGAAAUCGACGUUAUGCUAUUUACUCGCUUGUUUAUUUGGCUCCUUAUCUCAGGUCAAAUCUAUCAAUUUCGCCCGAGGAAAGCUGGCUGCCUAUUGCUAGCAUUCUCUUCUGCAUUGUUCACAUUCAGCUGGAAGCAAGCAUAAAAAACGGAGAUAUCCAAGGGUUUCAACUAUUUAGUAACAUUAUGGAUCAGCAAUCAUCUGGUACAAAGAAGAAAGGCCGUUUGAAUCGGUAUCAAGAUAUGUCUAAGGGAAGCAAGAAUGAAAAGAAAAACCUACCAUCUGCCGAAGAACAAUCAAGAGACAUCAGGGGUUGGGAAGAUUCUGAGAGGCCUUUAGAAUACAAACAACACUUGAAUGACAGCAUAGACGAUGAUGGCGAAAAGAGGAGCAAUCGCUAA
Lathyrus sativus (Indian pea) is the source of this 765-nucleotide messenger RNA. The record is from the annotation of a GenBank genome assembly. Lineage: Eukaryota; Viridiplantae; Streptophyta; Magnoliopsida; Fabales; Fabaceae.